Phytophthora infestans T30-4 is the source of this 2544-nucleotide messenger RNA. RefSeq lists its product as uncharacterized. The coding region runs from base 52 to 2544 and encodes 830 amino acids. The record is from RefSeq and is a predicted model, not a curated record. NCBI's taxonomy places the organism in Eukaryota, Oomycota, Peronosporomycetes, Peronosporales, Peronosporaceae. Gene Ontology annotation, molecular function: ubiquitin protein ligase activity. The transcript has 8 exons. Gene Ontology annotation, cellular component: nucleus; HULC complex.
GGGAACGGACCGAAGAUCCCAGUGGACGGUGGCGCGAGACAAGGCCAAGUCAUGGCGGAGACGGGAGCCCACGCGCGUGAGAACGGCGUGAGCCACAAGAAGCGGCGUGAGACCAUGUCCGGCGGCGAGUCGGCGCCGAAGAAGAUCAAGCUGGAGGAAGACACGCCGCCGGAGGCCAACCCCAACACUAUUGAGGCCGUGAGAGAGAAGAACAAGGCGUUGGACAUCGACAUGAAGGAGAAAAACAGACGCAUAACCUACCUGACUAAGAAAUGCGAGGCGCUGUACCGCUCUCGAGGCGUGACGAGUGCUUCAUUCCGCUUUCUGAGGAGGCAGUGGUUCCAGCUACAGGACGAGCUGCUCGCUGCAGUAAAGACGGUGGAUCCCUCCUCUGUGCCAGACGAGGCCUCAAAGGAGGCCUGGCUGGCCGCUCUAGACGCCAUUGACGGCUUCGGGCAGGUCCGCGUACGCACAGAGGAGCUCAAGCUGAACCUUCCAGAGUGGUUCAUCACAGUGGCUAAGGACGCAGAGCAGGAGGAACCGGACGCUGACGUGUCGUUGCCGUCAGAUGAUGAUGCUGACGCCAGCGCAUUUAUUAAAGCAGAUGAUUUAUCAAAGCUGGAGAAGGAAGUGUAUGAGCAGCUCAAGCAAAAAAGCGAGAUAACGAAGGAGUUAUUGCAGAAACUACUCGCUGCAGUUGGCAGCGCAUCUCAAGACAAGACAAAACCAAUUGAAUAUGCCCAUAUUCUGCAAGAAAAACGAGCAGCAGUCGCCGAAACCCUGGGGUUAAAGAGCCAGCUACAGGCGGUGCCUGAACUCGAGCGUGACGUGGAAGCGAAAGAAACGGAGCGACAUCGUGCUUGUCGAGACUAUGACAGAUUGAGCGUAUAUGUGGAACAACGGGGUGGUGUAAAUACGGACAAUGGUGAUGUUGGUGAUGUCAAAAUGGAGGAAGCUGCAGAUGGUGAAAAGGCUGGUGAGAAAGCUUCUUCAGGAUCGUCGAGUACUGAGAUGGUGAAGCAAGAAGCACUUGUGGAGCAAGCGAAGGAGCAUGCAAAGGUUGUUGCUACUCUGAAAGAAAACAUAGGGAUCUUGAGUAAGAAACUGUACCAAGAGCGUCAUAAUGUCGAUUCCAUGAAGCGAGAGCUGGAAAAACUCAAGGCUUCAGAGACGGCGUGGAAAAAUGAUGAAGCUGCUCUGGCUCAAGAGCAUGAGGAAAAAAUCCAACAACUUCGCGAUGAAAAAGCUCACGGCGACGAAGAGUACAAGAAAGUUCUCCACAAGACAAAGGAUCUCGAGCACCACAUGACCAUGAAGUGGGAGAAAAAGAUCACAAAAAUCCAGGCAGAAAUGAGCAAAACAAAAGCACAGAUGGACGAGUUAAACCUGAAGAACGUAUCAUUACGAGAAAAAAUCUCCAACGCAUCGACCUACAGAGAUCAGCUAAGCGAAGCGAAGUCGGAGCUGCAAUCAGUUAGGCGCGAAAACACCAACUUGACGGCACAAAUCGAGCGUGAGCGGAGCCGAGCAGAUCGAGCUCAAGCCUCGGCAGAUAAUCAUGAAAUCUUGACACUGACAAAGAAGGUGGCUCUAUUGGAGAAGGAAAAAUUAGAGUUGCAGCAGACAUAUGACGCGCUGAAGCAAGCAGAAAUGAAGAGUGCUGGCGAAAAGCUGACUGACGCGUUAAAGCGCUUAUCGGGAGUGGAGGCGAAGCUCGAGGAAGAAAGAAAGGAAGCCCACGAGUGCAGUGAGAGACUGCGUGCUCAAAUCAAGGAUAUGAAGGCUUCCGGUGAAGCUACUAGAGAAGAGAACGACGCGUUAUUGCUGGAAAUUGAGACAGUGACGAAAGAUGUGGAAUCACUGCGUCACGGCCGAAAGAAAUUUAUUCAGCAGAUCGAGGAGAAGCGCAACGCCAAUAAGAAGCUUCACACAUUGCUCGCAAGGGAGGAGCAAGCCAAGUCGCAUUGCUUCGAGGAGUUGGCAGCAGUGCGGCUGCAGGUUUCAUCGCUGAGCACUGUACACAAGCACCAGAAAGCAUUUAUCGAGUCAGCCAAGGAAUCUUUACAAGCAAAGGAGAUCGAGCUCGACAAGUUGAAGGAGUAUGUCAAGACCAUUGAAACGGAGCGUGAGGCUUCAGAUGCUGAAAAGCGCAAAUUAUUACGAGAUGCAGAAGUGGCAAAGACGAUCUGUGCGACUGCGGAAAAGUCACAUCAGCAACUGCAGCAGGAGAAGCAGAAACCUUGUGAAGAAUGCGAGACACAACGUAAGAAGAUCGACGAAAUGGAGCGCAAGCUGCAGCAUGCCAAGUCAACACCCUCUACUGGCGAGCUCACAGAUCUCGAGCGAUUCGAGCUGCGCGACUUGCAGAAACUCGUGAAUUGCUCGGUAUGCCAAGACCGACGCAAGGAUGUGCUCAUCUCCAAGUGCUCCCACAUGUUCUGCAAGGAAUGUAUCGAGAACAACCUCAAGUCGCGCAACCGCAAGUGUCCUACCUGCAAGAAAAUGUUCGGCCACGACGACGUUAAGUCCGUGUGGUUCACGUAG